Ornithorhynchus anatinus (platypus) is the source of this 1758-nucleotide messenger RNA. Its product is annotated as T-box-containing protein TBX6L-like. The coding region runs from base 1 to 1758 and encodes 585 amino acids. The record is from RefSeq and is a predicted model, not a curated record. Gene Ontology annotation, cellular component: nucleus. NCBI's taxonomy places the organism in Eukaryota, Metazoa, Chordata, Mammalia, Monotremata, Ornithorhynchidae. Gene Ontology annotation, molecular function: DNA-binding transcription factor activity, RNA polymerase II-specific; RNA polymerase II cis-regulatory region sequence-specific DNA binding. The transcript is spliced from 11 exons. Gene Ontology annotation, biological process: positive regulation of DNA-templated transcription; cell fate specification; regulation of transcription by RNA polymerase II.
AUGAAAGCGGCGGGAGACCCAAGCCGGCACCCGGGCCUCGAGGCCUACCCGGCCCAGCCGGGCCCCAUCAGUGCCGCCCUGGAGGACGUGGACCUCUGGACACGCUUCCACCAGGUGGGCACCGAGAUGAUCAUCACCAAGUCUGGCAGGCGGAUGUUCCCCCAGUGCAAGAUCAAACUCUCCGGCCUCAUCCCUUACGCUAAGUACGUGAUGCUGGUUGACUUCGUGCCAAUGGACGGCUUCCGGUACAAGUGGAACAAGGACCAGUGGGAGGUAGCCGGGAAAGCCGAGCCACAGCUCCCGUGCCGGACCUACGUUCACCCGGACUCCCCGGCCUUCGGCAGCCACUGGAUGAAAGAGCCCGUCUCCUUCCAGAAGCUGAAGCUCACGAACAACACGCUAGACCAGCACGGGCACAUAAUCCUGCAUUCUAUGCAUCGCUACAAGCCCCGUUUCCACGUGGUGCAGGCGGAUGACCUCUUCAGCGUCCGCUGGGGCAUCUUCCAGAUCUUCAGCUUCCCCGAGACGGUCUUCACCUCCGUCACCGCCUACCAGAACGAGCAGAUCACGAAACUCAAGAUCGACAACAAUCCCUUCGCCAAAGGGUUCCGGGAGCACGGGAGGAACACUCGCAGUCACAGGGACGCCAGGCCCCAAGGGCAGAAGCUCAGCUCGGCCAACUCCCAGAAGCGCAAGCGGACAGAAGACCCGGAACCGAACACUGGAAGAGCCGCCGAGAGCGCAACGUUCACGAAGGAAGAGGGGGCGCGGGGGAGUGGGGAGGCCGAUCCUGGGAGUCCAGGCAAUGGCGGCUUCUCCUACUGGAGCCUGGAGCCCGGCACGAGCGACGGAGGGCCGGCCCCGGCCCCGGCCCCAACCCCAGGCCCCCGCGGGGCCACCCCCAGCCAGCAGCAGAUCCCCUCCUCCCCCCACACCUAUCCCUCACCCAGGUUCCAGAACGCCGGCCCCCAACUGCCCGCCCCCCAACCCCCGCCGCAGCUGCUGCCCGGGUGGGACCCCACCUCCGGGAUGGAGUACCCGGCCCGGCCUCCCCUCCCAGAAGGCUCGGCGGCCCCACACCCCCAGCUGGAGCCCAAGCAGCUGCCCGACGGCUUCGCCCACCUGGCCGCCUUGCCCUACCCCCAGGACUUUUCUGGGGGAGGGCCCGGGGCAGCAGACCCUCCCGGGAAGGCGGGGCGCCGGGGGCCCCGGUACGGCGCCUACGAGCCGGGGCUGGGUCAGUGGAUGCCCGCCCCCCACGGGCAGUACCGCGCCGUCGGCUACACCCCCUUCCCCACGGACUUUAACCCGCCGGGCGCCCCGGCAGCCCCGGCGGGCGUGACGGACUGGGGCCAGUGCCCCCUGUUCCCCUACGCCUGCUGGGUCCAGUCUGGGGCGACUCAGCCGGCCACGGCCUCGGGAUCUGCGGGGGCCACCGUCACCGUCUCCUGUUCCGGCAGCGGCAGCAACACUGGGAGCUAUGAUGUCUCAUGGCGCCAGCAGCAAGUGGGACCCUCCGCCAGAACGCUCACCUACAGCAAUAACAACCGGCCCUCGGGAGUCCCGGAGCGAUUCUCGGGCUCCAGGUCCGGCAGCGAGGCCACCCUGACCAUCUCCGGGCUCCGGGCCGAGGCCGAGGCCGAUUAUUACUGUCCUGAAAUCAGGGAUCUCAGCAAGCGGUACCGGUUCCUCGGGGAAGCGCGGCCCACCGUCGAGCGCUCAGUAGCCUACGGGGCCCUGGCGAUUCCUCAAGGAUGA